AUGAGAUUCUCUCUCGUCGGUGUGGCCAUUGGCCUGCUCUCGACCUCAACCCAUGUUGUGGCUCAGACCUACACAAAUUGCAAUCCAUUGCAGAAGACUUGCCCUGCCGAUCCUGCUCUAGGAAGAUCGGUCUCGUAUGACUUCACUCAGGGUCCUUCGUCAGAUUUCUCAGCGAUUGGCAGUCCGACUUACGACGGUAACGGUGCUGCUUUUACCGUGGCCAAGCAGGGUGACUCCCCGCUGAUCCAGUCAAACUGGUACAUGAUGUUUGGCCAUGUCGAUUUUGUCAUCAAGACUGCUCCAGGCACGGGCAUUGUCAGCAGUGCAGUCCUGCAGUCGGACGACUUGGAUGAGAUUGACUGGGAGUGGCUUGGAGGAAACAACGCCUAUGUCCAGACCAACUACUUCGGGAAGGGAGAUACUGGCAGCUACAGCCGCGGUGCCACUCACGACAAUCCCGGAAACCAUGACGGCUUUCAUACAUAUACGAUCGACUGGACUAGCAAGCAGAUUGUCUGGCAGAUUGAUGGCAAGACCGUUCGGGUUCUGACUCCUGAGACUGCCGCAGAGAACCAGUAUCCUCAGUCCCCCAUGAUGGUCAAGGUUGGCGUAUGGGCUGGCGGUGACCCCAGAAAUGCGCAAGGCACAAUCCAAUGGGCUGGUGGCGAGACUGAUUACAGUGCUGGUCCUUAUACCAUGUAUCUGAAGUCGCUCGUUGCGACCGACUACUCGACGGGCAAGUCGUAUACCUACAGCGAUAACAGCGGGUCGUGGCAGUCUAUCACUUCCGAGGGAGGUCAAAUCAAUGGUAAUAGUGACGCUGAGUCCAUUUCAACAGUCGAAUCUGCCCCGCCUGUGACCGCGACAAUUGACACUGCUCCUAUUCCUUUCAGUGGUACGCACCGUGAAACGUCGAUAUUUGUAACUCCGAGCGUCUAUCCCUGGGUCCCCAGGCCGACCACCUUUGCUUCCUCGGUCGCCAAGCAGACAACUCUGCCCAGUGGCUGGACCUUUUCUGGUGCGCGACAGGUUCAGCCGCCCAGUGCGGCCUCUUCUUUUUCCCCGUCUACAUCAGCCUCAUCGGUCUCUUUGUCGGUUUCAGUGGUUUCCUUCUCCCCCUCCGCGGUUAAGACAAGCUUCGUCAGUUCCCGUUCAGCAUCAAUUGUGACCCUAACUACCCAUCGUUCAUCUGCUCCUAAGACUAAAGUGCACAAUACCCCUGCUGGUCCGACAAUCUCGUCGUCUCAGACAUUCGCUGCACAGGCUACUCCUUCUAUUGCUGCAGCACAUGGUCUGAUAGUACCAGUCAGAAUAAGUGCUUGGUGUGCGCUUCUGGGCGGCAUUAUGGCGAUUGCUUGA
Molecule: messenger RNA, 1359 nt
Organism: Aspergillus clavatus NRRL 1
Lineage: Eukaryota; Fungi; Ascomycota; Eurotiomycetes; Eurotiales; Aspergillaceae
Product: glycoside hydrolase family 16 protein
Exons: 4
Coding region: 1-1359 (452 amino acids)
Biological process (GO): fungal-type cell wall organization; carbohydrate metabolic process
Cellular component (GO): fungal-type cell wall
Molecular function (GO): hydrolase activity, hydrolyzing O-glycosyl compounds; glycosyltransferase activity
Source: RefSeq, a predicted model, not a curated record